Messenger RNA from Cylindrotheca closterium, 2061 nucleotides. NCBI's taxonomy places the organism in Eukaryota, Bacillariophyta, Bacillariophyceae, Bacillariales, Bacillariaceae. The record is from the annotation of a GenBank genome assembly.
AUGUUCCAUUCAAUAAAGCUAUUUCUGCUGUGGCAGCUACCCUUCGCUCUUGCUGUUCGGAGAAUUCCUGAUGGUCAUUGGGGCACAUUCAAGACUCAAUUGUUAGCAGCAAAGAAGAACCAUCAUCGGCAAACAUCAGCGCAAGAAGAAGAAGGAGGAGGCAACAAGGCUCAUAGACGGGUAACUGUUGAUAUUCCAGCUUCUCCUGAUGGUCAUUUGGUAACUGAAUUGCCGCUAUUGGACAAAGCCAAGUUUCCUACCUCUCAUUGGGCCGGAUUGUUGCCAGUCAAUGAUGAUGGCCAGAAUUAUUUCUUUUAUUGGCUCUUUGCUCCGGACGAUGGCAGUGGACAGGACAUGGAUUUCAGCGAUCGAUCCAUUCCGUUGGUAAUCUGGUUGAACGGAGGACCGGCUUGUAGCUCCAUGGAUGGAUUGUGGCUGGAGAAUGGUCCCUUUCGGUUGACGGAAAAUGCCGAUGACAGCUGGAGCAUUGAAUUGGACGAAUACAGCUGGCACAAGUCACCAGCCUUUGUUCUCUAUAUUGAUCAACCCGUCGGAACUGGAAUAUCUUUUACAACCAACAAAAAGUACCCGUCAAAUGAUGAGCAAGUGAAUAUGGACUUUUAUUACUUUCUCAAUCAGUUCCUCACCUUUCACAAGGACAAGUUCUUGGACGAGUCGUCACAGACCCUGAAUCGUCCAUUGUAUUUUUCGGGAGAAUCUCAUGCGGGGCAUUACAUUCCAAGCAUGAUGAACUACAUCCAGAAACAGAAUGCAAAAUCACCAUCCUUGCAGAUUCCACUUUCCGGGGCUGCCAUUGGAAAUGGAUGGAUCGAUCCUCCCGUGCAAUACAGUGCCCACGAGGCAGCCUAUGGAAAGGGGAUCAUUGGACUGUCCCAAAAGCGCGCAUUGGAAGAUGACGAAAAGAGGUGCCAACAGGAUUUAGCAAAAGGCAAGUAUGUUUCAAAACACUGCUAUGCCUUGUUGGAUGCUGUCAUUGACAAUUCGCAGGGUCAUGGAUCCCUAUACCACAUUAGUCAGUACGAUGCCCGAAAGACGGAAAAGGUGUCGGGAGCCAGAGACUUUCCAAAGGGUCACAAGGAUGUGGAAGCCUAUCUCGGUGGUGGACACCAAAGCAGCACGCCGGUGCUGGCCAAUCUCAAAGACCAAGUCCUCAAGGCCAUUCAUGCGACUCCUUCGGCCGAGGCGGGACAAGAAUACGAAGAAUGCACGGAUCCACCCUACAAUGCCUUGAAGCAUCAAGAUGGAUUGGGUGUGACCCACGACGUUGUAGAUUUGUUGAACAAUGAUGUGCGCAUGAUGUUUUUCAAUGGAAUUGAAGAUAUGAUUUGCAAUCAUGUGGGCAAUGAAAUUGCGGUCGAAAAUUUCGAAUGGAAGUUACAAAAAGAAUAUCAGUUGGCGCCUCGGUAUGGUUGGAGGUCACCUUCCACCCAAAUGCUGGCUGGAUUCAUGAAGGAACAUGAGAACCUCAUGUAUCUCAAGGUCAAGGACAGUGGACACAUGGUCCCGAUGGACCUUCCGGACGUGGCUCUGGAUUUGAUCCGAACUCUCAUUUACAACAAGAGCUUUGAAGACUACGAGCAGCGUAUUUCUCGAAUGACAGCACCAGACGGCGAUAGCGAUGGAACAAACUGCCCGAUCUGUCUAGAUAGCUCUGAUGACGAUGAAGACGAAGAUAGCGACGAAGACAGCGACGAAGAAAGUGACGAUGACGAUGCUGAGGGCACCCAGAAGAAAAAGACAUGUCCAAAGUGUCCAGCUUGCUCGAGCAAAAGCAAGAUUGCAAAGAAAGGAACUCCGGAAUUGCCGCAGACAUUUAAGGAUUGGGCCACGACUUCGCCAACCACUUUAAUUGGCGGAUCCGCUUUGAUUGCAUGGGCUCUGGCAUUUUGCAUGUACAUGGCGUGCUUUCGUCGCAAGGAUAGGGGACCGAAAUAUCGACCGGCCAAUCGAUAUGACAUGGAAAUGACGUCCGGUGGGUACUCGGACAAAGCACAAGCAGAUCUGGAUCCAUACGAAGAAGAACCCAUUGAAUUUUCUUAG